AUGCAUCCGUUCUCCAUCCUGACGCUCGGCAUCUUUGUAGCUGGCUACAUCACCGCCCGCUGGGACCUCGUCACCCGCCUGUACGAGCUCGCCAUCUUUGCGGCGGAAUACGGAGUAGUGAUUCGCGUUGCCAGGGGCGUCGUCGGCUUGACCGCUCUGUUUCUCACCAUAUUCCUCCCCGUCGUGUUUCUCGCGCGCAAGGAGACCCAUCUGGUGAGCAUCCCGAGCCCGGCCCCCUCGACCUUGUUCGUCGCUGAGCCUCGGCAGCACCCCCGCGCGCCCGGAUUCGGCCUCUCGGCGCGAGAGCAGCUCCGACGGCGCGGCUCCUUUUGA
This is a messenger RNA of Purpureocillium takamizusanense, 333 nucleotides long. Its product is annotated as pig-Q. The record is from RefSeq and is a predicted model, not a curated record. The coding region runs from base 1 to 333 and encodes 110 amino acids. The transcript is spliced from 2 exons. NCBI's taxonomy places the organism in Eukaryota, Fungi, Ascomycota, Sordariomycetes, Hypocreales, Ophiocordycipitaceae.